Messenger RNA from Pollicipes pollicipes, 1244 nucleotides. RefSeq lists its product as uncharacterized. NCBI's taxonomy places the organism in Eukaryota, Metazoa, Arthropoda, Thecostraca, Pollicipedomorpha, Pollicipedidae. The record is from RefSeq and is a predicted model, not a curated record. The transcript is spliced from 5 exons. The coding region runs from base 123 to 1244 and encodes 373 amino acids.
ACGAGCAGCUCACUGAAACACAGUAUCUGGUGCGGAGCCUGCAGGGCGGCCGCGACUACGCGUUCCGGGUGUACGCGCACACGUCGACCGGCUUCAGCUCGAGCGCCGAGUUCAAAUACAGCAUGUCGGACCGGAUCCAGAAGAAGGCGAUCACUGCGGCGCUGGUCGGCGGCUUGCUCCUGCUCAUCGUCUCCAUCAUCCUCUCGGUGUGCACCGUCAAAAUAUGCAACAAGCGCAAACGAAGGAAACAAGAGAAAGAGUACAACAUGGUGGCGUGUCGCGUCACGGAGGCGCGCAACGGUCUGCAUAGUCCUGUGCCUUUGAAGAAGUACGUGCGCCGAGUACCGCGUCUGAUUCGGCACGCCAGCCAGCUGCUGUGGCGACCGCGGCCGUCCACCGGCCUCUCCCAGAGUCUGAUCGACGACCUGGACCUGACGCCGCGCCGCGCCAAAACCGUCUACAGCGUCGAGAUGGAGUACAGCCAGCCACUGGCCUGGAUCACCCGCACCCCCGACGGUCGCUUCGUCGUCAACGGCGACGACGACGGCGGCUUCCUGACCGACUCCGGCGAGCGGCGGCGGCGCCGGCAGCUGCAGUCGCGGCCGCAGCCGCUGCGAACGGGAAUCUAUCACGUGGAGCGCGGCCGGCGCUCCCCAGAGCCGACGCCGGUGCCGGCCGGCCGCCGGGUGAGCCACGGCUUCGGCCGCCACCAGAUCCCCGAGCAGGCGCCGGCCGUGUCGCCGCACGUGGCCCUCUCGCCGGACGGUCGCCGGUUCCGCGCCUCGUCGCCCGGCCCGCUGGGAGGCCAGCUGGGCCCGUUCGACUUCUCCGACCUGAGCUCGGUGCAGGUGCCCGGCUCUGUUGGAGCGAACGUUCCCCAGCACAGUGCUGUCGUCGCCUGUCGCAGCUGCAGACGCCCAGCUUCCCGGGAGCGCCAGGCGGGCCCGCAGGAGACGCCGCGCGCCGGCACGCACUUGCCGGCGUACCUGCCGCCGCCCGCCUACUUGGCGCCCCCGCAACCGCUCGACAUCUCCGUUGAUGACCACUACGAGUUCGACCCGGUGCUGACGCCGGGCACGGAGUCGCCGGGCGGCGCGCCGCCAUUGACCCGUUCCCGGCCGCGACCCGUGCCCGAGAUGGAGGCUCGUGUGCAGGCAAUGCGCCAGGAGUUUCAGCAGUACCGGCAGCGGCGCGCCCGGCGGCACCGCUCUGGCGACGAGCCCAUCACCGAGACGGUCUGUUGA